This is a messenger RNA of Phasianus colchicus (ring-necked pheasant), 2252 nucleotides long. Lineage: Eukaryota; Metazoa; Chordata; Aves; Galliformes; Phasianidae. The record is from RefSeq and is a predicted model, not a curated record.
GCCGCCCCCCGCCCUCCGCCGCCUCCGCCGCCGCCGUUCUGCCGCUGCUCGCCCUCUUCAUGGCCGGAGCUCCCGGCGGGGUUCGCGCUCUGACCUGUCUGUGCUCUGACUGCAAGCAAGCCAACUCCACCUGCGAGACGGACGGCGCCUGCAUGGUGUCUGUCUUCAACCUGGAUGGGGUGAAGCACCACGUGAGGACCUGCAUCCCCGAAGCCAAACUGAUCCCAGCUGGGAAACCCUUCUACUGCCUGAGCUCCGAGGAUCUGCGGAACACCCACUGCUGCUACUCUGAUUUCUGCAACAAGAUCGAUUUAAUGGUUCCCAGCGGGCACCUGAAGGACAACGAGCCCCCGUCGAGCUGGGGUCCGGUGGAGCUGGUGGCAGUGAUUGCUGGGCCCGUCUUCCUCGUCUUCGUCGUCGUCAUCAUCGUCGUCUUCGUGUUUCAUCACCACCAGCGCGUCUACCACAACCGGCAGCGCCUGGACAUGGAGGACCCCUCUUGUGAAAUGUGCCUCUCCAAGGACAAGACGCUGCAGGAUCUCGUCUACGAUCUCUCCACCUCCGGCUCCGGCUCAGGUUUGCCACUUUUUGUCCAGCGGACCGUGGCUCGGACGAUCGUCCUGCAGGAGAUCAUUGGGAAGGGCCGCUUUGGGGAGGUGUGGCGCGGCCGGUGGCGCGGAGGCGACGUGGCUGUGAAGAUCUUCUCUUCCCGUGAGGAACGCUCCUGGUUCAGGGAAGCAGAAAUCUACCAAACCGUUAUGCUGCGGCACGAGAACAUCCUGGGCUUCAUUGCUGCAGACAACAAAGACAACGGGACGUGGACGCAGCUGUGGCUCGUGUCCGAUUACCACGAGCACGGGUCCCUCUUCGACUACCUGAACCGUUACACGGUGACCAUAGAGGGGAUGAUCAAGCUCGCUCUGUCUGCUGCCAGCGGGCUGGCCCACCUGCACAUGGAGAUCGUGGGUACUCAAGGAAAGCCUGGGAUUGCUCACAGAGACCUGAAAUCCAAGAACAUCCUGGUGAAGAAGAAUGGCACGUGUGCCAUCGCUGACCUGGGGCUCGCCGUGCGCCACGACUCCGUCACGGACACCAUUGACAUCGCCCCGAACCAAAGGGUUGGAACCAAACGGUACGGGAGCACCGUUCCCAUGCCUGAGGCAGCGCCUUCCACCCUCCCCGAGCCCCAUGGCCUCACUUUGUGCUGCCAGGGAUGCCACACAUCCCCCCUUUUCCCCUCUUCUCCCCCUCCCUCAGGGAUCCACGAGGAAUACCAGCUGCCAUACUACGACCUGGUGCCCUCUGACCCUUCCAUCGAGGAGAUGAGGAAGGUGGUGUGCGAGCAGAAGCUGCGGCCGAACAUCCCCAACUGGUGGCAGAGCUACGAGGCUCUGCGGGUGAUGGGUAAAAUGAUGAGGGAGUGUUGGUACGCCAACGGAGCGGCUCGCCUCACCGCCCUGCGCAUUAAGAAAACCCUCUCACAGCUCAGCGUCCAGGAAGAUGUGAAAAUCUAAUUGCUGAGCGGGAGGAAACUGCACCGAGCUGCCAUGCUAGAGUAGGUGUGUGAUGGAGGCCUACCUCGUGUUUCUGCCCAAUCUACUGCUACCAACCAGACCUGCUGGCUGCGGGGACGGAGCCGCGCCGCGCUCCGCUCCCUCCUCUCGGGUAUGAAACAAUCAGAAACCUUUGGACGAUCACCUCCUGCCAGCGUGAGGAGCUGAGAGGGACUCUGAAGGAUCUCAGCCACGCUCACGUCUCUCGUUUCCUGAUGGAAAUCCUUGUAAAGUUGAGGCCGUGCUGGAGGCCGAGCGGUGGCAAAGGGAAGCUUUCCAGGAGGCUGCGGCACAUCCGAAGCCCUGCAAAAAAACCAAUGGUGCUCCCAAACGAGAGGCUGAGCCGUCCGUCAGCUUCACCAGACCAUCUCCCUCCUUAAGCUUGAAACAAAAGACGACAAAAAGACCCCCGACCCCAUUUAAACCUCCCCAGCCCUCCUCCAAAACCCAUCCGGAGCGGCUGCCGGUGCGCAGCGGUGCAUGCCUGCGUCCCCGCGCUGCUGCUCCCCUCCAGCUCCAUCCGUGCUCUGUGUGCAUGUGCAAACCUGGUGUCCUCGUGGAGCUGUGCUGGUGCUCUCCUCAUCCUCAGUGAGCGUUGUUCUCCCUGGGGGGGUCGGGGCUGCUUCCCACCAGACCCCCCCCCCUCCAUCCCCAUCCCAAGGUUCCGGCUAUAGGAACUCCCGCCGGGUGCCUCACUGC